Molecule: messenger RNA, 1916 nt
Organism: Saccostrea cuccullata (small rock oyster)
Lineage: Eukaryota; Metazoa; Mollusca; Bivalvia; Ostreida; Ostreidae
Product: putative defense protein Hdd11
Exons: 4
Coding region: 166-873 (235 amino acids)
Cellular component (GO): membrane
Source: RefSeq, a predicted model, not a curated record
UAUAUUUCGGGGACAAGUUCAAAGUUCACGAGAAGAAGUCAAGUAAUUUAUUACACCGCGAUGCCCGGGGGUAAAGGAGGCAGCGAACAGGGAGAAAAAAAGUGAGAUGUUAAACUGCAGCAUUUCAGACACAGCGGAAACACUGAUAUUAUCUUUAUAUUUAUAAUGUGGAGUUUAGCGGUCACUGUUCUUUUGUCCAUUCAAGGGUCCGUUUGGUCAGCUUAUCCUUUCGACUUUUCAGAGCGGGAAUGCAGAGAUCUGUUCCCGGAAAGGAUCGGAAAAGAUUCAUUAAAUGUUGGAAACGCUCACAGUGAAGAGAUUUUUACGAUUGAACCAUCUGAAACCAUACAUGGAUUUAACUUCGGAAGCACUCAAGUUUUAAUAAAGGCCAACAGUAAAUGGCGAAUCCAAGGAAUCAUAAUGCAGGCAAGGGUUAUCGGAAACUGCAAAGACCCGCAGCAGAAACAUCCGGUUGGACAUUUUGAGGUCCCUGAAAACCACCAAUUCCUGCGGGCAGCGAACUGCUCAGGCGAUCAAUUUAAAACUGUUACUCAUAAAAAAUAUCCAAUUAAUACAGAUUCCAUUGUCAUCAACUGGUUUCCACCUGAAAAUUUCAAAGCAGAGGUGUAUUUUGUAGCAACAAUUGUCUCAGGGAAAAAUGAGUUCUGGACAGGCAUUGUGAGUCAUACCAUCCGACACAAGGACAAACCCGUCACCCCCGGGCAUCCUCAGUGUCCCAUGCGCAGCAAGUACCGCACCUCAGCAACCUCGCGACCAUCCCCUCAGGGAAGCACAGGGAGAAUUCUUCAUCCAAACAAUCUAUUAAUCUGCACCCUCUUGACCGCCAUUCUUUGGACUGUGUAUCAUAACUGACAAAUGUGAAGUUAUUCAAUGUUUUUUUUGUACAUAAAUUUGCAGCAUGGUUUGUUUUAGACAGAAUAUAAUUCAAUAUAUAGGAUACUACAGAAUUUACUCGUAUGUAAAAGUAUCAAAAUUUUUAGGAAUGUCGAAGAUAUACAUUUAGACAUAGUAUCUGAAUUAAUUGUAAGCUAUCCAGCAAAUUAGGCAGUCCCUGGUGUAUGAAACUAUGCAUAGGUCAUAUACUUGUACACGCUGUGUAUAUAUGUGGCCUUGCAGAUAUACUGCAUACUGUUAAUAAAGUAGAUUGUUAUACCUUUAAACAAUUUUUCCCAUAAAAAUCUAUACGGAAAAAGUCUAACAUUUCUAAUGUUUGACUGAGCGAGCAUAAAAAAAAAAAUCGUCGAUUCGACGUUUGACCGCUGAGUGAGAUGUUGGGCCUGUCGAUGAGAUGUUGGACGGCUUACAUCACACAGUGGGCGGAGCUUAAUUUCAUUUGCAUUCGUUGGUGUUCAAGAGUGACAAACCUGAGGUCACAAUACGAAAAGAAGAACAAGAUACAUGCUAAAAAAAAAAGAAAAGUUAUGAAAAUGAAAGGUAUAACAAAACAAAACAUUUAUUGACUGUGUUCUCGGGCAAAAUGCGUUUUGUCGACCCCCGAACCAAACUGUCUGCCUUCGACAGCCUCAUGCAAACAGUUUGGUUCUUGGGUCCGACAAAAUGCAUGUUGCCCUCGAACUCAGUCAAUAAAUAUAUAAUACUACGUCUUCUCUUCUUUUACUCUGUCUGAAGCCAUACAUUGUUUAAUGUAUCAUGUACCAAUAUCCUCAAAGAUUAUAUCUAUUAAAAGAAACUUCUUAAAGGUUUUCUAGAUCUUUUGAGGGGUAAUACAUUAUUCCCGAGCAUCCAAUUGACAAGGCGCAUGUGGACAGCACAUCUUUAUGGAAUAUCUAUUGGAAAUGACCAAUGUCAGGCAAUUCGAAGGCCGAAAAAUGUAGCAUUAUAGUUGAAGCUCAUAUUUGUACACAUGUACUUAAAUAAAUGGAUUUGAGCUGAAA